This is a messenger RNA of Tachysurus vachellii, 1464 nucleotides long. Its product is annotated as cytochrome P450 2M1-like. Gene Ontology annotation, molecular function: heme binding; iron ion binding; oxidoreductase activity, acting on paired donors, with incorporation or reduction of molecular oxygen, reduced flavin or flavoprotein as one donor, and incorporation of one atom of oxygen. The transcript has 9 exons. NCBI's taxonomy places the organism in Eukaryota, Metazoa, Chordata, Actinopteri, Siluriformes, Bagridae. The coding region runs from base 1 to 1446 and encodes 481 amino acids. Gene Ontology annotation, cellular component: cytoplasm; intracellular membrane-bounded organelle. The record is from RefSeq and is a predicted model, not a curated record. Gene Ontology annotation, biological process: xenobiotic metabolic process.
AUGAGUAAUUACAGGAGUUCUAUGUCUUAUCCUCAUUUAACACCAUUGCGGCUACCUCCAGGUCCUGCUCCUGCACCUGUGGUUGGGAAUUUCUUUCAGGUUUAUGUAAAGGAACCGUACAAGUAUUACCUCGAGCUCAGUAAAAAACAUGGAUGUAUUUUCACCCUUUGGUUUGCUAAAACACCUGUUGUGGUGAUCUCUGGAUACCGAGCCCUGAAAGAGACCAUGAUUGGUAUGGGUAAUGAGUUUAGUGGAAGGGCAAAUUACCCCCUCAUAAUGAAGAUCACAAAUGGAUAUGGUGUUUUGGUCAGCAGUGGGGAAAGAUGGAAGCAGCUUCGGCGGUUCACUCUGUUAACCCUGAAGAACUUUGGAAUGGGUCGGCAAACCAUUGAGGAUAAGGUGAAAGAGGAGGCCAGCUAUCUCGUACAAAGUUUUAGUACAUUUGGAGACUCUGCUUUCAAUCCAGGAAACAUGAUAAAUAAAGCAGUGUGCAAUGUAAUUUGCUCAAUCAUAUUUGGCAAGAGAUUUGAAUCUGAUGACCCACAGUUAAAUCUUAUGCUCGGGGCUGUUAAAGACUAUUUUAAUGUUCUCAAUAGUCCACUUGGGCAGGCUUAUAAUAUUUUUCCCAAAAUCAUGGGCCUUUUCCCUGGCCAUCUCCAUGACAUGUUGUCAAAAGUGGAAGAGGCCAAAGGUUUAUUUAAGCUUGAAGCAGAGGCACGGAUGAAGACACUGGAUCCUUCUUCACCCCCUAAAGAUUUCAUUGAGGCUUUCCUUUUACAAAUGGAAGAGGAAAAACAUAACCCUAACACAGAAUUUAACUUCAAUAACUUAUUGUGCACAACAUGGGCCAUGUUUAGUGCUGGCACUGAGACUACGUCUUCUACAAUCAGACAAAGCCUGCUGCUAAUGAUGAAGCACCCAGAUAUUCAAGCACGAGUCCAGAGGGAGAUUGAUGAGGUGGUCGGACGAGAUCGGAGCCCUUCCAUUGAUGACAGACAGAACAUGCCAUAUACAGAUGCAGUCAUUCAUGAAGUUCAGCGUACCAUGGAUAUUUCACCUACUGCUGUUCCACAUAAAAUGUUAUAUGACACUGAGUAUAGGAACUAUCUCAUUCCCAAGGAAACCAUGGUUCUUCCAUUGCUGUCUUCUGUGCUUUCUGACCCUGAGCUAUGGAAGAACCCUGACAAUUUUGACCCUGAGAACUUCCUGGAUGAACAGGGACGAUUCAAAAGAAGUGAUGCAUUUGUUGUAUUUGGAAUGGGGAAGCGGGCCUGUUUAGGUGAAGCUCUGGCCCGAGUGGAACUGUUUAUUAUGUUCACGUCUCUCCUCCAGCACUUCACCUUCAGGGCCACUCAACCACUGGAAGAGAUUGACACCACUCCUGCCAUUUGUGGUUUUGGCCGUUUACCUCGUUUUUAUGAGUGCUACGCUGUGCACAGAACAUAAACAGCUGUUUUUCUUGGA